AUGCACAAGCAGUGGCUUCACGUAGUUGUGGUGGAAACAGAAGAAGAGUACCCGGACUCCAGCGUAUUUCUCGUGGGUCGCUGGGGGUGGACUACUGCUGCUGCUAGGCACUGCAGCAGCAGCAGCAGCAGCAGCAGGCUGCGGCUGCCCUCUCCAGCAGACAUAUGCCCGCAUGAUGUGUCAACAACAGCAAGUGGGGCCCCGCCUUGCUCUUCCCCAGCAGCAGCAGCAGCAGCAGCAGCAGCAGCAGCACUUAAGACUCUGCCAAGCCCAAGGGGCCCCUCAAGUUCGGAAGACAUCUUCGACAUAAGCACACCGCCGUUCAGCGAGAAGUCCAUUCAGCUCUAG
Messenger RNA from Eimeria tenella, 348 nucleotides. RefSeq lists its product as uncharacterized. The record is from RefSeq and is a predicted model, not a curated record. NCBI's taxonomy places the organism in Eukaryota, Apicomplexa, Conoidasida, Eucoccidiorida, Eimeriidae. Bases 1 to 348 code for a protein of 115 amino acids. The transcript has a single exon.